This is a messenger RNA of Guillardia theta CCMP2712, 718 nucleotides long. RefSeq lists its product as hypothetical. The record is from RefSeq and is a predicted model, not a curated record. The coding region runs from base 17 to 586 and encodes 189 amino acids. Lineage: Eukaryota; Cryptophyceae; Pyrenomonadales; Geminigeraceae. The transcript has 3 exons.
AGCGCCCGAUAUAGCCAUGGCGUGGCGGCAGGUAGCAGUGGUUGGCUGUGCCAUGCUGCUGGUGGCCGGCAUCUGCCUCGUAUCACUCGAUCAUGCCGGUGAAACUUCAGAGAUGCUCGAGAACCGAAGUGGGGGGGCGUCGCAGCAUGGUAAGGUGGUGAAGGACAGGAUGAAAGCACUUCAGGCCAAAUCUGGGAAAGGGGUAAAGAAGUUUUCGCUGAAGGGGAAGCAGCAGCUUGAGGAGGUAGAGAAACAGCAAGUCAUGUUGUGCGCAAAGAAAAUAACAGGCGACGACACGCCAAGAAAGCUCCCUCCUGACGUGAGAGACAAAGUGCUCGAGUGCGCCAAGAACUACAUGCCGCCAGUCAAUACCAAGCAUCUCUUGGAAGAGGCAGCGAAGAAAGUGAUGUCUGCGGCUAAGACACCUGAGGAGCAGAAGGAUGCAAAGGACUUGUUGGCUAAGGGAGAUAAUGACAAGGAGGCUCAACCGACGACGGCAGAGACUAAGGCUGAGACGAAGCAAACGGUGCUGCACAAGGGGAAGGGAACGCCAGCUGAGGCAAGCAAAGCUUCUGGCAAGAACUAAAGAAACGCGCGAAAGUAUGAAUUUUUUUGUGUAGCCCCAGUCCUUGAAAUAACGUUGGAAUUCGCUGGUAGCGUCGAAAGACGGUCUGUCUCCUGUAGCCCCUGCCUGGAAGACCUGCAGAGUAACUAUCAA